Xenopus laevis (African clawed frog) is the source of this 2674-nucleotide messenger RNA. RefSeq names its product mortality factor 4 like 1 L homeolog (gene morf4l1.L). The transcript is spliced from 14 exons. Gene Ontology annotation, biological process: DNA-templated transcription; chromatin organization; regulation of DNA-templated transcription. Bases 196 to 1302 code for a protein of 368 amino acids. The record is from RefSeq and is a predicted model, not a curated record. Gene Ontology annotation, cellular component: nucleus; NuA4 histone acetyltransferase complex; histone acetyltransferase complex. NCBI's taxonomy places the organism in Eukaryota, Metazoa, Chordata, Amphibia, Anura, Pipidae.
UCGCAGGUUAGGCUCUUCCCCUGCUUUUGAUGGACAUUUACGUCAUUGCAAGGUUUUUUAGUAAGGAGACUCCAGAGUUUGCACUGCUUGGGUUGAGAAAAAUAUUAACAUAUUUGUUGAUGUCCAGCAAGUGAUGGUCCGGACUGUCAUACAGAGGACUGCCUCAUUUCUAGGGUGAGCGUGUCUUGUGUUUUCAUGGUCCUCUGCUUUAUGAAGCUAAGACGUGAAGAAGUGCAUAUUCUGGGUGGUCUGAGGCAAGGGGGCUCUGGAGAGAAGUCACAGCAGGUUCAGGAAUGGCUGCUCAAGUUUGCUGCUGAGCUCAAAGGGUUGGCAUCCACAUUGCAUUGGCAGGAUUCUUCAGCCUGUGCACAAGAAUAUCCAUCCAGAGGGUUUAAGAAGCAAUGUGUGAAAGUUGCCAUUAAGGAAAAGCAAGUGAAGUACUUCAUUCACUACAGCGGAUGGAAUAAAAAUUUAUUUUUUGAUAGCUGGGAUGAGUGGGUACCAGAAAGCAGAGUACUCAAAUACGUGGACACCAACCUACAGAAGCAGAAAGAACUUCAGAAGGCCAAUCAGGAUCAUUAUGUAGAGGGGAAGAUGAGAGCAGCAGCACCAGGAAAGAAGACUGCUGCCCUUCAACAGAAGAAUGUAGAAGUCAAAACAAAGAAGAAUAAACAAAAAGGCCCUGGAAGUGGAGAGGGCAGUAGCACCAGUGAGAUUCCGCAGCCUCCACGUAAAAAACGAGCACGGAUUGACCCCACUGUGGAAAGUGAGGAGACUUUUAUGAACAGAGUUGAAGUGAAGGUAAAGAUUCCAGAGGAACUUAAACCUUGGCUUGUGGAUGACUGGGAUCUAAUCACACGACAAAAACAGCUGUUUAAUCUUCCGGCAAAGAAAAAUGUGGAAACGGUUUUGGAGGAGUAUGCAACGUAUAAAAAAUCUCGGGGAAAUACUGAUAACAAGGAAUAUGCUGUAAAUGAAGUUGUGGCAGGGAUCAAGGAAUACUUUAAUGUAAUGCUUGGUACACAGCUCCUAUACAAAUUUGAACGCCCCCAGUAUGCAGACAUUCUGGCAGACCACCCAGAUACCCCCAUGUCUCAAGUGUAUGGAGCACCACACCUUCUGCGUCUCUUUGUCCGAAUUGGAGCCAUGUUGUCUUACACGCCCCUUGAUGAAAAGAGCCUGGCACUGCUGCUCAACUAUCUACAUGAUUUCUUAAAGUAUUUAUCUAAAAAUUUUGCCACGCUCUUUAGUGCCAGUGACUAUGAAGUGGCGCCCCCAGAAUACCACAGGAAAGCAGUAUAGUUUGAUUACAGAACACCACAGUGUGCAAGGCUUUUGAGCAAUUUUACUAGCUGCUCCUAUGACUUUUAAACCCCCCAAUAAAGGAAAAAACACUUGGGACAGGUUUCAUUGUACACAUUGCAGCUUUCCUCCACCAUGCUGGUUAUGGGGAAAAAAGGCUGAGAAAGAAGAAUGUUGUGAACAAAAAGGCCCACAGCUGCCUUCAGUGACUGGAUUGCAACCUUAUUGGUGGUUACUUUAAAAAGCAUCGGAACACCGACAUGGCAACUGAUAUAUCAACUGUUCAUGACCAAAGAUAUUUCACUUAGAAGCCUCAAUGUGUGGACCUCCUGAGCAUCUAAAUAUGUUUGGUCUAUUUAAUGGCACAAAGUCAAAUUCAGGACCUAUCUGACCUCCUGUUUUCUAGUUAUCACGAUUUCAUAAGUGGAAGUUGGGAUACACCCCUUUUAGCGUAGAAGCUGAAUCUCUAGUCUUCUUACUGGGAUAUCGAAGCAGAGGUACUUUUUCUUAAGGAUUCCUGAAAAUAAAGUUUGACACUGCACCUCCUAUAUGACUGGCAUGGUGCAGAAACUAUGAAGUGUCACCCCUGUGCACUGAUCUUUGAUAUUCUUCAUAAAGGGACCAUUUUGGGCAUUCUGUGAACUAACCAAGACCAGAAAUGUCAGCUUCAGUUUCAUCCCUGCUAAGCAGCACAUUUAAAACAAAAUAAUGGACAGAGUAAAUAGCAUGGAACUGUUUGAGUUGCUGCAAUGAUUCCCGGGUGGAGUUUCAGUGCAGUGCAACCAUGUCCCAGCUUGUUCUCAACUUGUAUGAUCAUUAUUCAAGAUGUGUAUUGCUUGUGUCAUAACUUGCUUUCUCGGCAACAUUUCACACCUACAUAUAGGGUGUUGUCAUUCAGUUUCUUCUGUUAAAACACAUUUUUGGCGAUACAUUAAAUGAUAAAAUCAAUCUUUAUAUCGUUGCUCUUAAUAGUUCCACUGCCAUUUUCUUUGUUGUGCUGUAUACUGAGCCCUUAUAUUGAAAAGACUGAGGUUGCACUGUUAUGUUAUUUCAUACACAAAAGAUAAGUUUUGUAUCUUGGCAGACCUGCUUUUUUUUCUUUCUGUUCAAUUGCAAUAUGUGAGAGUUUGACAUUAAGGCCAUGAUGGCAAGUUUGUGGAAUGUCCGUGUCUGGGUAACAAUAUUUGCGUGUUUUGUUUAAAUCUAAAAGAUUGGAUCUCCGGUGAUUUCCACAUAUGGUCAGAGCACUUUCAUAGCAGUGUUGUGUAUAUUGUGUAAACAGAUGGCAAUUUUUUAAUGCAUGGUGUUUAUCUAUUACUUUAAAUUCCAUGUGUACAAAAGUGGUUCUAUAAAAUAAAGGUGCUGUGUUUCA